Molecule: messenger RNA, 1947 nt
Organism: Durusdinium trenchii
Lineage: Eukaryota; Dinophyceae; Suessiales; Symbiodiniaceae
Source: the annotation of a GenBank genome assembly
CCAGUUGCACUAAUCGCAGUGCACAGUCCAGCAUAGAGAGCCUUUCUUCGAAUGAGAUGCCAGUGCGCUGUGAAAAGGUGGACACCUACUGGCUAACCGAGAGUUCGAAGACUCCUGUGGUCAUCUAUGAGCUUUGCAACUUCACUUCGAGGCCUUGCAUCCAGGCUAGUCGUGGACCGUGGCUGCUGGCAGUCCAUUUUGCAGCAGUCCUUGGACUAGAUGUGCGUUUAACAGCCGCCAAUGCAAACAAGCUUAUAGGCCUCCAGCCUCUGUCACACUUUGCGCCGUACCGAAUCGGAGCAGACGGACGAGAUGAUGUUGUUGCUGAGCGCUCGUUGGGCCUGUGCAAAUACUUGGACCAUGUUUUGAAGGUCACAGAGAGUCCAGCACCCAAGGAGCUGGUCUCAAUAGUGGAUGACUUCGUGUCUGUGUACUGGACAGGCAACAUCCAGCGCACUUUGCGAUCAGCAAUACCUUCUCCAGCUUUCGAGGCUUGCGCGGAGAGGAGUCAGGCGAGUCAAGAUGGAGCAAUCUCUGAUUUCUCAGGCAGAGUGAGACCUGGGCAGAUGAUGCUAGAUACACCCUCACCGCCGCCGAAAGCAAAUUUGAGGCUGAGAUCGCUGCAGGCUCCUUUGGGCGCUGCUCCUGCUGCUCGGGCCCACGCCAAGUUCUUCUUGGAAGCGGUCCCCCCCGCAGAGGCUGGGCGUGACUCCUGUUGGCUUUGCAGGCGCCGCCUCAAGCAAACUGAGACUGGUUGCGUAAGGCAAAGCUUGUAGCGCAGUGGAAUUUUCAUUUGUAAGCAAACAGUUCCGUUCAAAAGAACUUUCAAAAGAGGAUGGGCGGGGCUGUGGAGUGGGACAUCGCGCGCCACUUAUUUUGCAAACACUUGCAAGCCUGCGUAUUUAAGGCUGCGAACGUGCGGACAUGAACUACACGCCUCUUGUUUCAACGCUUUGAUGAGUGGCUGUGAUAAGUUCCCAGGAGUGUCAAGGCUGGCGCUCACGGAGAAUUGUUUUUGAGUUCAUUCAAUUCAAUGUCACGUAACGACGUUGUAUGGCGUUUAGUUCUGUGUGAGGACAGCUUGCCCAAAGUGCGGCGAGUCUUGGAACAGGCCGCAGUUGUCUACAUUGACCCAGCUCUGCAACCCAACAGCGGGCAACGAUUCAAUUGACGAUUGGAACUGUUCAAACACCCCGACUACGUGUUGCUGAAGCUCCAAUGGCUAGUUACGCAAAUUUGCCGCGCGCCCUGCAAGUGCAACGGCGUGGAGACUUCCUGCUAGGUAUCCGCAACUGCCUGCGCCUAGCGCGGACUGAGUGCUUUUCAACGGAGCCGCAAGGCACACCGCAAGCCCGGCGCAUAGACCCUGCGGCCUGCGCAUAGAUUUGAUGGCUGCGUCGCAGCAGCCAGCGCAGAAACGUCUCGCAACUGCCUGCGGCGCACAACAUUUUGCACGAUGCGCGCAAAGACUGCUUCGUAAAAGGCGCGCUACAAGUUCAAAAGCUGUUGCGGGCGCUGCUGGGCCCGCGCAACUGCAUGUUGAACAUUUUCUGUAGUUUUUAGCGUGGAAAGUGGAGGCAGGAGGAACGCUGCAAAGAGAGUGCUUCGUAGUGGCGACAAAUGGCCCACUAGAAGGAAACAAGCUGCAUGUUUGGUGGCAUUGCUGCGCGUCUGGUGAAUUUUCAUUCGCGCGUAACAGGAUGAUGGCCCACGGUCGAGCGGAAAGCGCACCACAAGCGCAUAAGCUGUUGCCGACUCAGAACGUCCUGCUAGGCAUGCGGUAUGCGCAGCUGCCUGUGGCCUAGCUGCCCCCACAACUUGCUUUGCGCUUCGCAGGCAGAUUGCUUCGCGCCGGCGACGGGAACGAAAAAGCUGCUAAUUCCUGCGGCAAAGAUGCGCGUAGAACGCUGCAAGUGCAAGAGCUGGCGCGGGCGACGAAACAUCCUU